Molecule: messenger RNA, 3454 nt
Organism: Cryptomeria japonica (Japanese cedar)
Lineage: Eukaryota; Viridiplantae; Streptophyta; Pinopsida; Cupressales; Cupressaceae
Product: NF-X1-type zinc finger protein NFXL1-like
Exons: 2
Coding region: 199-3177 (992 amino acids)
Biological process (GO): regulation of DNA-templated transcription
Cellular component (GO): nucleus
Molecular function (GO): RNA polymerase II transcription regulatory region sequence-specific DNA binding; zinc ion binding; DNA-binding transcription factor activity, RNA polymerase II-specific
Source: RefSeq, a predicted model, not a curated record
AUAAGCCUCUGCCCCAUUUUCCCACUCGGAAAUCCAUUCGAAUUGUAUUGAUUAGGUGUUCAGCUUUUGCCCGGAGUGGAUUAGUUGCACUGAACAACCGAGUCACGUCACUUUUCUCCAAACUCUGAAGAAGAGUUGUGUGUAAAUCAAACACAAACAUUUCACUAGUACAGGCCCCAGGGUGUGGGUUUAAUAGAUAUGGAAAUGGGUGCUAGCACAGAGGAUGUAAAAAUAACCAAUAACAGUGGUAGGCAAAAUUCGUAUGGAGACAAUGGGCGCAGGGCAUGGAUUCCUAGAGGUAGAGGAAACCAUAAUCAAAACCCUAACCCUAACACCAAUGGGCGCAGGGUUUGGACUCCUAGAGGUAGAGGUAGAGCAUCCAAGUGUGGACAUAAUUCAUCAUCUCAGGAUUUAAUGCUCCCCAUGAAUGACAGAAAGCAUCCUUCACAAUCUGUACACCAUAAGAGAUCAGAAAUGGAGGAUCUUGGACUUAUGAACAGGAGUAGUAGCCAGGAUUGGAGGUAUCACGCUCCAUCGUCAGAAGUUAAUGCUCGGCCACUUUUGAAGCAGGAAAGUGAGGAGGUUAUUCAUUUGGAGAGAUCAAACGUGCCAAAUCUUGUGCAGGAGAUUGAACGGAAGCUUCAACAAAGCAAGGUGGAAUGCAUGAUUUGCUAUGAGAUGGUGGGAAAAUCAGCGGCAAUAUGGUCUUGUAAUAGCUGCUAUGCACUCUUUCACCUACAUUGCAUAAGGAAGUGGGCACGAGCUCCGACUUCCAGAGAUUUGUCUGCUGGGCAAAGUCAGAGAUCUAAUUGGAGAUGCCCAGGUUGUCAAUCAGUGCAGUAUUCAAGACCAGAGGAUCUUCAGUAUUAUUGUUUCUGCGGAAAAAUGCAAAACCCAUACAAUGAUUUCUAUCUGACUCCACACUCAUGUGGAGAGCCAUGUGGAAAAUCACUUGAUAAAGGGAAGGAACUGUCUCGUUGCCCUCAUACUUGCACACUCCUAUGUCAUCCAGGCCCUUGUCCUCCUUGCACAGCAAUGGCUGCACCUCAGCCAUGCCCAUGCGGUAAAAAAACAACUACAAGAAGAUGUUCCGAUCAGAAACCAGCUGAAACAUGUGGACAAGUGUGCGAGCAGCUUCUUACCUGUGGUCGACAUCUUUGUGAUAAAAUAUGCCAUGAGGGUCCUUGUGGUUCAUGCACUAUUUUAACAAAUGCUUCAUGCUUUUGUGGGAAAAAAGAGAACAUGAUGCUUUGCGGGGACCUGGAGUUCCAUGGAGAAUUAGAGUGGAAAAGUGGUGUAUAUGCAUGUGAGAAUCUUUGUAUGAAGAUGCUCUCGUGUCAAAAUCACAAUUGCAGCUUGGGAUGUCAUCCAGGAGAAUGCAAAGAAUGUGAUUUAUUACCUGAGAAGUUAAAAACAUGCCCCUGUGGUAAAACGCAAAUACUAAAUCAAAGGAAGAGUUGCCUGGAUCCUGUGCCAACAUGCUCAGAAGUAUGUGAAAAGCUUCUUCCUUGUGGGAAACACAAGUGCAUAAAUUCUUGUCACCAGGGCAUCUGCCCUCCUUGUCUGGUUUCUGUGGAUCAGAAAUGUCGAUGUGGAUCUUCUUCCAGAAAAGUCAGUUGUUGGAAAACAACAUCAGUCACAAAGGACAACAAAGAAUUUUUGUGUGAAAAGGUUUGUGGACAGAAGAAAAACUGUGGUAGACACAGAUGCAAUGAAAAAUGCUGCUCUCUGUCACAUCGAGGUCGGUCUGCUAUUCAAACAGGUGACUGGGAUCCACAUUUAUGUCUUAUGCCAUGUGGGAAAAAGAUGAGAUGUGGUCAACAUUACUGCCAGGAACUUUGCCAUAGUGGCUACUGCCCCCCAUGUCUUGAAACUAAUUUUACUGAUCUCUCUUGUGCAUGUGGGAAGACAUCAAUUCCUCCUCCAGUACCAUGUGGAACACCUAUUCCUUCAUGUGCAUAUCCUUGCUCCAUUCCUCAGCCAUGUGGACAUUCUGCAACUCAUAAUUGCCAUCUUGGAGAGUGCCCUCCUUGCACAGCGAGUGCUGCAAAAAAAUGUGUAGGAAGUCAUGUAAUCCUUAGAAAUGUUCUAUGUGGUUCACGAGAAAUAAAAUGCAAUAAGCUUUGUGGGAAAACAAGGCAAUGUGGAAUGCAUGCUUGUACUAGGACAUGCCAUAUACCACCCUGUGACCCAGUUUCCAUGGAAAGUUCAUCAUCUAAAGCCAGAAUCUCAUGUGGGCAAACUUGUGGAGCUAGUCGUAGAGAUUGCAAACAUACGUGUAUUUCUCUGUGUCACCCACCUAGGCCUUGCCCUGAUACCAGAUGCACAUUUCCAGUGACUAUUACUUGCUCAUGUGGUCGAAUGACAGCAAAAGUUCCAUGUGAUGCCGGAGGUAACAAUAUCAGAGCUGAUCCAGUCUUUGAAGCUUCUAUUUAUCACAAAUUGCCUGCUCCCCUUCAGCCAACAGAGUCACAUUUGACCAGAGUUCCAAUGGGCCAGAGAAAGCUUGCAUGUGAUGAUGAAUGUGCAAAGUUGGAGAGGAAGAAGACUCUAGCAAAUGCCUUCGACAUUUCAACAACAGUUGAUCUACAAGAGGUGAAUGGAAAAACAUCAGAAAUGCUUGCUGACUUGAUUCGGAGAGAGCCUCAAUGGGUCUCAGAUGUUGAAGAUAGGUUUAAAUAUUUAGUUCUGGGAAGGACAAAAAUAAACACAAACGGUAUUCGUGUCCACAUUUUCAAUGCUGUGCCAAAGGAGAAAAGGGACAUAUUGAAGCUACUUGCAGGAAGGUGGAAUCUUUCUGUAUUUUGGGCUGGAUGGGAACCAAGACGCUUUUUAAUUGUACAGGCCACACAAAAGUCAAGAGCCCCAGCACGCAACCUGUUACUUAAUGGUCCAUUGCAAACCACAGGGCAGGUGCAACCUCCCAUUUUUAAUUCAUUGGUAGACAUGGAUCCGAGGCUUGUAUUUGCCUUAUUUGAUUUACCAAGAGAAACAGAUGUCAGUGUAAGCUCCCUAAUUCUGAGAUUCGGUGGGGAGUGUGAACUUGUUUGGCUGAAUGACAAGAAUGCAUUAGCCAUAUUUACAGACAGGACAAGGGCUGCAACGGCUAUGAGACGUGUGGCGCAUGCAACUGCAUAUCAGGGUGCUGUCAAUCAAAGGAGCACACCAAUAGGUUAGUUGUUCAGCUGAGGAUUGGGUCCAGAUGUAAGAUGGGCAGAUGCAUGGUCCCCAAAGAAGAUUGGGAAGAAACCUCAUUUUCUGCAACAAAGGGGUAGUUGAAACUGAACAACACUUCAUUAUUGAUUGUGCAGCAUAUGAGGAUAUUCACAUUCAGUUUGAAAAUAUUUUGCAGGUGGACAGUCUGAAUAAGAUCUUUGAAGAGACAAGACUUCACAAUUUCACAAGUUUCUUAAUCAAGAUACAUAAUAUACAUGGAAAGAAGCAUGAAAAUGGA